Otolemur garnettii (small-eared galago) is the source of this 1000-nucleotide messenger RNA. Its product is annotated as cytochrome b561 domain-containing protein 1. Lineage: Eukaryota; Metazoa; Chordata; Mammalia; Primates; Galagidae. Gene Ontology annotation, molecular function: transmembrane monodehydroascorbate reductase activity. The record is from RefSeq and is a predicted model, not a curated record. The coding region runs from base 140 to 655 and encodes 171 amino acids. The transcript is spliced from 3 exons.
GGGGAGGAGCCUCUCCUGCAGCCGCCGCCGCCUCUGCAAUUGCAAACCCGGAAGACGCGUUCUGCCAGCUGGAGUGUGCGGGCCGGUCCGGCACGGCCAUGCAGCCUCUGGAGGUCUUUUCUCGUGGCACCCUGUAUUCAUGGCCUUGGCGUUCUGCCUCUGCAUGGCUGAGGCCAUCCUACUCUUCUCGCCUGAGCACUCCCCGUUCUUCUUCUGUUCCCGAAAGGCUCGGAUCCGGCUUCACUGGGCAGGGCAGACUCUAGCCAUCCUCUGUGCAGCCCUCGGCCUGGGCUUCAUCAUCUCCAGUAGGACCCGCAGUGAGCUACCCCAUCUGGUGUCCUGGCACAGCUGGGUGGGAGCCCUGACACUGCUGGCCACCGGUGGCCAGGCACUGUGUGGGCUCUGCCUCCUCUGUCCCCGGGCAGCCAGGGUCUCGAGGGUGGCUCGCCUCAAGCUCUACCAUCUGACCUGUGGACUGGUGGUCUACCUGAUGGCUACAGUAACGGUGCUGCUGGGCAUGUACUCAGUGUGGUUUCAGGCCCAGAUCAAAGGUGCAGCUUGGUACCUGUGCCUGGCACUGCCCCUCUAUCCAGCCCUGGUGAUCAUGCACCAGAUCUCCAGCUCCUACUUGCCAAGGAAGAAAAUGGAAAUGUGAAUUCCUCCAACUCUGAAUCUAGGUGGGACACUUGCCAUGGACAUCAAUGGUUCCUUUUUUGACCUACAAGGGACCCACUUCAGAAGUGGUCAGGUUUUGUACUUCUUGGUUGAGCCAGGGGCUGCAAAAACCCAAGCUGCUAUUGUUGAGGGAUAACUCUGUGGGCCAAAAUAGGGAAAUGUACUGGGUGCAAGUGGGAGGUGAUGGAGACCUUGAACCAGAAGCCUUUACUCGUCAAUGGGAGAUAGAAUAUUGGGUGAUGCUGUUGGUAGUAAUUUCUUGCUUGGGUUCCUCUUAGUCAGCGGUUCUCAACCUGUGUGUGGUGACCCACCAGAAUUGUAUUAA